AUGAGGCUCUCGUUAUCAUUGCAGUGCUGGCUCAUAUGCCUGUUCGCUUGGAGAAUAGCCGCCGACAACAAGUCCCAACCUAUUUCCAUCUUUCGAUCGAGACCUGAUUUGUUUGCGCCCAUCCUCAGCGUCUUUCAGAGACAGCCUGAGAAACUUGCACCGGGUUAUUACUUUGUCGCACCGUAUCAAGCAGCCCAGGAAGGCAUCCACAUAUACGACAAUGAUGCGAAUUUAAUAUAUUCCGGCUUUGGCAGUGCUGGACCUGGUGUCUCUCACGCGCCACAGACAUGCAUGUACAAAGGCGAGGUCCAUCUAUGCUUCUAUCAAGGCGUGCAAAUGCUCGGGUGGGGCCACGGUCACGGUCUCAUCAUGGACAAACAUUAUCGCAUCGUCAGGUCCAUUGAGCCGGGGAGUUACCAGGCCUCGUCCGACAUGCAUGAAUUCCGGGUCAUCAAUGAUGGGAAGCAGGCGCUCAUGACCCAGUACCUCCGCAGCGUCUACGACAUGUGUCCCUGGAAUCUUUGCGAUGGUCUCGGUUACAUCCAGCAGGGGGCGUUUCAGGAAGUCGACGUCGACACGGGAGAAGUCCUGUUCGAAUGGCACAGUCUUGACCAUGUCGACCCCAGCGAGAGUUGGGUGGAACCGAGUUCCACCGAGAUCAGCGGCACUGGCGAACACCCCAACAGUCCCUGGGAUUAUUUCCAUAUCAACUCGAUCGACAAGAACCAGGACGGCGACUACCUCAUAUCGGCCCGCCACACCUCGGCAGUGUAUAAGUUGUCGGGAGUCGACGGCCACGUCAUCUGGCGGCUGAACGGAGCCAAAUCGGAUUACGCACUCGACAAGUUUCAGUUCUCGUCUCAGCAUGACGCGCGGUUUAUUUCCGACAAUGAGACGCACACGGUCAUCUCCUUGUUCGACAACGGCUCCAACGGCUACAACCAGACCCAGCCGCACUCGACGGGCCAGAUCAUUGUGCUGGACCACCAAACCAAGGUGGCGACGUGUAUCUUGAACCUCGAUCCGCCGUUCGUCGACGGACACGCCCACAUCUCCAAGUCACAGGGCAACAUGCAGAUUCUCCCCAAUGGUGGCAUCUUGAUGGGCUGGGGCAACGACGCCUUCUGGACCGAGUACGCGCCCGAGUCGUACGAGAUCAUCUUCUACGGGGCCCUGGCGUGGACCAACACGAUGAACUACCGGGUGCACAAAUUCGACAACUGGGUGGGCAUGCCGCUGACCAAGCCAGCCCUGUGGACGUACUCGAAGGAAGGGCGGGAAAUGAUGCUCUACGCCUCGUGGAACGGCGCGACCGAGGUGAAGUCGUGGCGCUUCUACGGCGGUGAAAACAAGCAAGGGCCGUGGGAGGAAAUCACCAACGUUCCCAAGAACGGGUUCGAAACCAUCUACCGGCACGACGAGGUGUACACGUACUCGUACGCCGAGGCGCUCGACGCGCACGGCCAGGUGCUGGGCACAUCGGCCGUGCAAGCCAUCUUCACGCCCAACGAGCAACUGCGCGAGUACUGCGACGACGUGGCGUGCCGGUUCAUGCCGUCGCCGGAGCAGCGCAAGAAAGAGCAAGCGGCGAAGCACGAACAGGAAGACGAGGAGGACAAGCUCCGGCAAGAGCAAGAAGAGCAGGAGAAGCUCGAGACCCAGCGGCAGCGGGCGGAGCGGAUCAAGAACGCCGAGGUGUUUGGCGCCACGUUUGGCGGCCUGGCCGUCUUCAUCAUCUUGGUGAUUGUGCUCGCGACGAGGAACUUUGUCUCCCGCCCCGUCCACGUCCUGGCCCACAACGUGUACCGGGCCGUGAAGAGGAAAGGGGGAAGAGGCAGAGACGUGGGCGCCGGAGCCGGAUACAAGGCUCUGUCGCUGGAGGAGCAGGACGGGGACAGGGACGGGGACAGGACGCCGAUGAUUACAGACCCGUCAUGA
Fonsecaea nubica is the source of this 1938-nucleotide messenger RNA. RefSeq lists its product as hypothetical. NCBI's taxonomy places the organism in Eukaryota, Fungi, Ascomycota, Eurotiomycetes, Chaetothyriales, Herpotrichiellaceae. The record is from RefSeq and is a predicted model, not a curated record. The transcript has 3 exons. The coding region runs from base 1 to 1938 and encodes 645 amino acids.